Zygotorulaspora mrakii is the source of this 1344-nucleotide messenger RNA. RefSeq names its product oxysterol-binding protein KES1 (gene KES1). The record is from RefSeq and is a predicted model, not a curated record. Bases 1 to 1344 code for a protein of 447 amino acids. Gene Ontology annotation, biological process: endocytosis; maintenance of cell polarity; exocytosis. Gene Ontology annotation, molecular function: oxysterol binding. The transcript has a single exon. NCBI's taxonomy places the organism in Eukaryota, Fungi, Ascomycota, Saccharomycetes, Saccharomycetales, Saccharomycetaceae. Gene Ontology annotation, cellular component: cytosol; membrane; intracellular membrane-bounded organelle.
AUGUCGCAAUAUGCUAGUUCCUCUUCGUGGACUUCGUUUCUGAAGUCAAUUGCAUCCUUUAAUGGUGAUUUAUCCUCGCUAUCAGCCCCUCCUUUCAUUCUAUCACCAACAUCGUUAUCAGAGUUUUCUCAGUAUUGGGCAGAACAUCCGGAUUUGUUUUUGGAGCCUGCUUUAGUUCACGAACAGAACAUAAAUGACAAGGUUGGACAACAUCACGAAAAUUUUGAAUCUUCAGACGCAAAAUGUGAAUCUUUAGACGAAGAAAGUGAAUCUUUAGAAAUGGCUCGUAUGCUAGCUGUUGUGAAGUGGUUCAUUUCAACUCUAAAAUCUCAAUACUGUUCUCGUAAUGAAUCCAUGGGUACUGAAAAGAAACCCUUAAAUCCAUUCCUUGGUGAAGUAUUCGUAGGUAAAUGGGAAAACAAAGAGCAUCCUGAAUUUGGUGAAACCGUAUUGUUAAGUGAACAGGUUUCACAUCAUCCACCAAUCACAGCUUAUACGAUUUUCAAUGACAAAAAUAAGGUCAAAAUGCAAGGUUAUAAUCAGAUCAAAUCUUCGUUUUCGAAAUCCUUAACGUUAAGCGUCAAACAAUAUGGUCAUGCUCUUUUGGAGCUAGCCGACGAGUCGUAUCUGAUUACUCUACCCCCCUUACAUAUCGAAGGUAUCCUGGUGGCCUCUCCUUUCGUUGAACUAGAAGGAAAAUCAUUUAUUCAAUCCUCUUCAGGUUUACUUUGUACUUUGGAAUAUUCUGGUAGAGGUUACUUCUCCGGUAAAAAGAAUAGUUUCAAGGCAAGGAUCUAUAAAGAAACUAAAGAUGCAAAAGUUAAGGAAAAUGCAAUCUACACUAUAUCUGGUCAGUGGUCGGGAACUUCUAAGAUUACGAAAAAAGAUCAGUCCACUUCGAAAACAUUCUAUGAUGCAACAAGAACACCUGCUGAACACUUGAAAGUUAAACCAAUAGAAGAACAACACCUCUUGGAAAGUAGAAAAGCUUGGAAAGAUGUUGCAGAUGCAAUUAAAUUAGGAGACUUCAACCUGAUUACGCAAAGAAAAACAGAACUUGAAGAAAAGCAAAGAGUUUUAAGGAAAGAUGAAGAGGCAAAAGGUGUUAGCUGGCAAAGAAGAUGGUUCAAGGACGUUGAUUAUUCGCCAAAUCCACAAAAUGCCGUUUACACACCUGAAUCUGAUGAUAUUUUCUCAAAAUUGACGGCUUUUGCGCAUUUAUCAACUAAAAAUGUUCCAAGUGGUACUUUAAUCGAUGACAAGGACAAUAAAAAAGAUGUUUCAAGCUUACAUUGGAGAUUCCAAAGGAUGUUGUGGGAUAACGAAAAGGAAAUAGUCUUAUGA